UCGAGGAGAAAGACCAGAGAGCCAAAGGAAGAGAAUGUCACUCUUGGGCCUGCUGUUCGUGAAGGAGAGCAAGUCUUUGGUGUUGUUCACAUCUUUGCCUCAUUCAACGACACCUUCAUUCACGUUACUGAUUUGUCUGGAAGGGAAACACUUGUUCGCAUCACUGGUGGAAUGAAGGUGAAAGCUGACAGAGAUGAGUCCUCACCUUAUGCUGCUAUGCUUGCUGCGCAAGAUGUCGCUCAGCGAUGCAAGGAACUCGGAGUUACUGCCAUUCACGUUAAGCUCCGUGCCACUGGUGGUAACAAGACCAAGACACCUGGUCCUGGUGCUCAGUCUGCACUAAGAGCCCUUGCCCGUUCCGGCAUGAAGAUUGGUCGCAUUGAGGAUGUGACGCCAAUCCCAACCGACAGUACUCGCAGAAAGGGUGGAAGAAGAGGAAGGAGACUUUGA
Thlaspi arvense is the source of this 450-nucleotide messenger RNA. The record is from the annotation of a GenBank genome assembly. NCBI's taxonomy places the organism in Eukaryota, Viridiplantae, Streptophyta, Magnoliopsida, Brassicales, Brassicaceae.